This is a messenger RNA of Batrachochytrium dendrobatidis JAM81, 549 nucleotides long. RefSeq lists its product as uncharacterized. Lineage: Eukaryota; Fungi; Chytridiomycota; Chytridiomycetes; Rhizophydiales. The coding region runs from base 1 to 549 and encodes 182 amino acids. The record is from RefSeq and is a predicted model, not a curated record. The transcript has a single exon.
AUGAAGUUCAUUGACAUUUUAUUCGUACUGAGCGCGGCAGCAACCGCUAAUGCAAUACUGGUUUCAGAUAACGGCAAUGACUCAGUUCAGGCAUCAAGCACUUCGAGUCAAUUGUCUGGUCCAACCAAUGAACCUGAACCAGGCACUUCCGGACAAGGCCAGCAAUACUUGCAUCGAACUGGUCCAAGUGCUCCAAAACGAAGUCGAAAACGUCCAACGAAUCAACCCGGUCCAAGUGCUCCAAAACGAAGUCGGAAACAAUCAAUGGAUCAACCCGGUCCAAGCACUUCCAAUCAAGACCAGCAACAACCAGUGAGCGAAGAAGGUAUGUCUGAGCCAAGUCACAGCCCAGAAGCUGAAGAACCAUUGGAAGAAGAUAGUAUCAAACAAAAAGCGAAAAAGUUUAUUGAAGAGUAUGGUUUUGAAUAUGAAGAGCCGGAUUCAGAUUCAGAAGAGUCGAGUUCAGAUUCUGAAGAGCCGGAUUCAGAUUCUGAAGAGGUCGAGCUCAAAUUCACAUUGACAUUUACCAAUCAAUUUGAUUUUGAAUAA